Molecule: messenger RNA, 4925 nt
Organism: Uloborus diversus
Lineage: Eukaryota; Metazoa; Arthropoda; Arachnida; Araneae; Uloboridae
Exons: 3
Coding region: 548-1771 (407 amino acids)
Source: RefSeq, a predicted model, not a curated record
GUUUGUCGUUUUGCGCGUAGCACAAAUUCGUAUUAGUUUUUAGUAUCUCGCUUUUGGUUUAAAACCAAAACAUGAACUUUUACUUUUACUUCAUUAUUUAUCAUUCUGCGCAGAUGCUUACUGCACAUAACAUCGUGACAAUGAAUCAGCUGUGAUCAUAAUUUUGAGUUCAUUUAUUAAUUUAUUUACUUUGAAAAUCCGAUUUGAGAAUGAAAUUUUUGUCGCCAGUUGGCGACUGAUUCUGUUUUUACAUUUUGUUUCUUCUUCCGCACAACUUUUCCCCUCGCCUGUAACCUGUAAUCUACGCGAUUGCUUCAGUCACGAGUUUUUAAACGAAACAGACGGGUGUUCAAACGUCACAUAUUCGACUUUAGAUCUAAGGUGUGUCAGCGGCGAUUUACAGACCCAGUAGGCAAGAUUGCUUACCUGUAAUCAGUCAUAGAAGGAUAUUUUAUACCGUCGCAAAGACCUACAAGUGCUUUUUACAUUGUUUGAUUUCGGAUUUUAAACAUCGGCGUUUCGUGCCUUAAUACAUUAAAUUAAAAUCAUGUCACAAUAUCCUCCUCCUCCACCCAGCUACGGCGCUUAUGAUCAGCCACCGCCUCCUGGUUUUGGUUACCCUCCUAACCAAGGUCCUUACUACCCGCAGCCUGGAUAUCCUCAGCAACCAACCACAUGCCCUCCCGCACCGGGCGGUUACUAUCCAGGACAACCGGCUACCCAGACUAUAGACAAAACUGAAAAAAGUUCUCCCAAAAAAGAGAAAGAAGGUUUAGUUCGAGCAAUGCAUGUGUUCACUGUUGAAGCAGGUACGAGAAAGUCCAUUCCAAUGUUGCACAGCAAAAAAUAUAAAUUAUUGAAUAAUGAAGAAGAAACACCAGUAUCUGCGGAGUUGGAUGAGGAAAAGAAGAAAUCGUAUGCUGAAGAUUUUAAAGAUAGAAAAUGUCAGUCAAUAGCAACAGAAAUUUCUGAUGUGAAUAAUGACAAUUGCACUUUAGAAUCGAGCGAUAAGAAGCAUACUACAGCAACUGCAGAAUUGGUUGAUGAAGAAUGUGAAUCAAAAGCUCUCGAACUGGUUCAUGGGAAAUAUUCUCCAACUGCUUCAGAACAGGCUGAUGAGAAAUAUUUACCAACAGCUCCAGAACUUAAUGAUGAAAAGUAUUACGAAAAUUCUAUGGAAUGGACAAGCGGUAAGAAGUGCAAGCCAACUGCUCCGGAACUCGACGUUGAAAUGUAUCCACUUAGUGCUGGCGAGCUGGUUAAAAGAAAAGCCACACCAAUUUCAAGUACGGAUGACCUAACCGUUCGUACAAUCGGUCAUGGAAAGUACCAACUGAACAUUGAUGAAUUAACGGGUAAUCGAGGUUGCUAUCCUGUUGAGCAAAGAUUGGUCAACGUUACGGAAUUAAAUGAUGAGAAGUAUAAGCCAUCUGCUCCAGAACUAGUCACUGGAAAAUACCAACUAAGCGCUGCGGAUCUGGUCGAUCGGAAGUUUAGCUCAAAACCAAAUGUGGAUUAUGAGAAGUAUGACUAUGAGAAGAGUUAUGGUUCAAUGGGUAAGCCAUACACAUAUCCUAUUACGGAAAUGGAGGGACGAUCAAAGCCAUACCCUGCUGAAGACUGUUAUACAGGAGCACAAAAUUAUGACUUGAGAAAACAAAAACAGGAUGAUGAUAAUGGUUGGACUGCACAGGACUGUGCCGGCUGCUGUGAGGUUACCGGAUACUGUUUGUUAUGCAUUUUUCAUAUACUGUCAGCUUUUAAAAAUUAGCCAUUAGCUUUUUCAAAAAUGUCAAAGGACAAUAAAAAUAUUUUGUUUUAAAAUGUAUUUCUAGUAUGCCACUGAAAAUCUGACUUUUUUAAUGCGGAUCUGCGCACUGGUUGAACCGAUAUUGUGAUUAGGAUUGAAAGCCUAAAGUCAUUAUAAAGAAUCUGCUAACUGACUGAAACGAUAUUGUGAUUAAGAUUUGAAAAAACCUAAAGUGGACGAUGAAGAAUCCCAAGUAAUCGCUGAAUAUUUAAUGUUCGAAUGGGGAUGAUGAAAAACGUGCAUUGUUUUAAUUAUGUUUUAGAAUUGUUGGGUCGCAUUUUUAAUUUUCGAAAAUUAUACUUUACUAAUCCUUUGUACCUGACAAAAUAAAUAAAUAAAAAUAAAUACAUAAAAAUAAAAAAAAUUAAAAAAAAACUUGAAAAGGAGAUGUUUUUCAAGAUUAAAACCAUUCUGUACAGGGUGGGUAUAAGGUAUUAUGAGCUUCUGGCCAUCUUGAGUUCUUAAACUAGGGUAGACGGGGCAUGUUUACGUGGAUUUUUUUUCAAUAAACCUUUCUAAUUUUAUCUUAAGCUGGGAAAUUGUAGACAUUGUGCAGACAUAGGAAAUUUUAGACAUAUGAAGCAGUUAAUGAAGUUAAAAUUUGUAUGUUCAGUUUUGGCUCAGCUUAUGUUUUUAACCGUGAAAAAAAUGUUUUUUUCAUUCCAAGUCGGUUGCGUACACUUGCCCCGAACACGGGGCAAGUUUUCGCAUCGAGUUACGCACGACGUUUACGCAUAUUAAAAAUGAGACCAAGGAGCAAGUGAAAUAGAUAUUUAACCAAAUUUAAAUGUUUUAUUUAUCUUAAAACACUUUAAAAAUAAGAAAAUUAAAUUACAAAUAAUUAAAGAACAUUUUGUAGGCUAAACUAAAAUCAUAGGUCUUACUGCUAAUUAAAAACAAACUAUUUAUUCAACUUCUCUUCAUCACUGUUAGAUUAUACUUAAAAAAAAUAACGUAUUUCUUUUCGCAUACUUGUCAUGGGACCACGUUUUGACAUCAAGAUUAAAACCAAAAGAGACUUUAAAAAAAGAGUCAUUGCCAAUCAGAAGUAAAAGUAAAUAAUGUCAAAUUUUUCAUUCCUCAUUCAAAGCGUUUCUUCUUACUAAAAGAUCUUGUAAGUAAUAACAUGCAAGAAGUAAAAUUUUUUGAUGCAUCAGCUCGUGUCAUUUUUUAUUACCUUUGUUUUAGGUUCAUAAUUGGUAACCAUUUACUCAUAUCACUGAAAAUAAACUACCCUAUAAAAUACUCGAAAAGCCAGCCAGGGAUGCGUACCCUUUUGAAUACUCACGACGCUGGGAGGGAGAGAGGGGGGGGGGAGCAUUCGGUGGGUCCCGGUUGAACAUUUCAAAAAUCUGGCAAGCCUAACUAUAGAGAAAGGUUGGAGUUUGACGUUUUUUUGGUGUGUUUUAUUAUUCAUUAUUAAAUCAAAUAAGCAAUCUUGUACAAUAAAGCUUAAGUACCAUAAAAGACAAAAGUGCAAAUAAAUAAAUAAAAUGAAUAAAUAAACCAACCAAAAGGAAAACUGCUUUCUCUCUCUUCCCACGGCAGUGCACCCCUUUUUGAGUUUUCAAAUCUCAAAUAGGGGGUACACAUAAAAAUGUGUGCAUUGUGUUUAAGACUACACUCCCUGAAAGUAACUGGGUAUAAAAAAUGUGACUUUAUGACUGUUUGUUUCCUUUUAAAUGAUAUAUUUCCUUUAACCAUAGAGACUAGGGAGUAAAUGAAAGCAUCCAGUUUAUUUCCCCAUGCGGUUGACGUAGGUAGAUAAUCGCCCUAUACACAAGCAGUUUAGAAACUUAAGCAGUUCUACACCAACAAUACUCAAUUUGUGACCCUUAGGUCGUAUGCGACACUCUGAAUCCUCCAAACGUAAUCUGAAAUCAUUUUAGAAGGAAAAUCAUACAAAAAACUUAGUUAUGCACUGAAUUUAUGUAAAAUACACUCAACCGUAAUCAUUGAAAUAAAAUGUCAACUAUUUCAACAGUCUUUUCAAUUUAACAUUCGUCUUUAUUUUCAAAUCAGUCGACACAUUAUUCACAUAAUUAACUUUUUUGUAAGAUAGAUUGAAUUUUAGAUUGCUCUUAGAAUUUAAAUAAACAUGAUUCAACUACUGAGAAUCUUGGAAAGUUAAAAUAAUAAUUGUAUAAUCAUUUCUAUAAAGAAUUUCACAUUUGUGAGUGUUUUUAUCCGGGAACUCCCAAAAAUUAUCCAUAAACAGAUAAAACCUUAGAUAUCGACCUGUUAUCGAAUAUUAUUGCGCAAUUGAUAGAUUACAUAAAUCCUUUUUUCAAAAAUUACUUUUUACAUCCGAAUAGCUGUUUUUAUCACCCACGUAUAGCAGAAUUCUUAUCACUCUGAAGGUACUUGAAUCUGAACCGAUGGAACUGCAUGCUUAUUCGUUCAGUACGCAAUCAGUAGUUCCUAGACUGGGAAGGAGAGAAGUUAUCUACUCUUCCUGCACAUGUUCUGACGUUAAUAUUAUCAAAAAAAAAAAAAAAAAACAUGGGGCUAAAUUUCAUAUAAAAUGAUUGAAUAAAGAAAAACAUGAAAUAGUGAGAACUAAUAUCUCAUAAAAAAUAUCGCCAUCGAAUAAUAGUGGGGGGAUGAAUUGAAAACAAGCUUAUGAAGUAUUACAGAAAUGCUUGGAAAAAGUCGAAAUUAAAACCAAUAAAUUAGAGUGGGUAUUGGAAAUAAAGAGUCAAAGCGUGUGUCUCGUUCUAUAAGUCUGCAAGGACCAAAUUAAGAGUGAUGUUUUUAGGGUUGACCCCCUUAACUAUUUGCUUCGAAUCGUGUUACCAAUGUUAAUUGCGAGUACAUUUAUAUCAGGGUUGCAUCGUUUGGCUGGCGUGGUGGUAAGGCGUUGGCUUCAUACGCUUUGGGUCCAGGGAUCUGCCUCCGUGGCUCAAGUGGACGGUGGAUUUUCGAGACGCAGAAAAUCGUCAGCGCCCGUGUCUUAUGAUUAUGAAACACGUAAAUGAUUCCUUGGGUAUUUGUUUCGCUGUGAGUACCGUCAACACGAUUAAUUCACUAGUACAGUUUUUCUCUACCUAAACGAAAAUAGAAAAUUGCAUUUACUUUGUCGCCAUGUUUGCUCUUCUUUUACUGAUACCGUAUU